CUCAACAUUAGUCAGAUUCGUGGUAUUGAGCCAAGACUCAUGCUGACUGCGACAUCUGAAUGUUGUUCCAUAUCACAAUCUGUUGCUGUAUCAUUUAUUGUUGCAUACAGUGAGACUCCGCUUAAAUACGAUAUCCAAAAUUGACCUUGGAAAGAAGAAUGGCUCCAACUGCAGCUGCCGAUGGGGUUACAAAGCAUAGAGCGUGCGACGAAUGCCGAUCCCGAAAACUCGCAUGCUCCAAAGAACCCGAGGGCUGUUCUCGGUGUAAAAAGGAGGGAAUAAUAUGCUACUAUUCUCCGCAGAAGCAAAUGGGCCGUCCCCGAAAGAGGCGGCAUGUGGAUGUGGGUGAUGAGGCCAUUCUGCCAGCACCGACCAUUUCCCAGCCGCCAGAGGAAGCUCUACUUUUUCUCCAGCCAGAUGAUAAUAUCUCCUAUGAGCACCUGAAUCAAACGCAAACAACCGGAGAUUAUCUUCUGGAUCUCAACUUCCUGGACGAGCCAGCUAAUGCAAACGCCGAUACAUGGGGCUUGCAAUCUAGUCAUGCCACGUUUUCUUUCAACCCGCAGAUCGUGGAACCCCAAGGCUUGCUCGUUGACAAUGCUACAUUACCUACAUUGGAUCUGAGUGGUGUCGACCUCCUUGGCAGUAUCAAUUUUGGCGAGACAGACGCUCCGCAAGAAACAAUUUCGAAGGAUCUCAGUAACACACUGCAGCAAUACCUAGUAGAUCAGAUUGAAUCCCCAAACCCAGGACUAAAACAGAACUCGGACACACCGACACCACCUGACUCCAGCGAAAAUGGUGCCUCUGUUGAAUCCACUGAGAAUGUGAUUAGAACACCGACUCCCUCUAUGCGACCUGUACCUACAGUGUCUUGCGGCUGUUUGUCAUCACUUUAUUUAGCUCUCGAGUCUCUUGGAAAUCUGCCAGCUGAGGUCAUACCGGCCAUGAAAGUCGCACGGAAUGCAUCCAAGGUCGCUCACGAUGUUAUCAGAUGUACUGUCUGUUCUGCAUCUUUGCUUGACGAACCCACUAAGCCUCCUCCCAUACAAUCCUUCCAGAACCUCAUGCUUCUUGGCGCUCUGGUUCCAUCUGCAUGCAACGCCUACGCAAGAAUUCUAGAAAUGGUAGAUGAAGAGACUACCCUCGCCAAGCUGCAAGGACGCACCUUUUGGUUCUCGUUCAAAGAAAUUGGUGGCCUCUGGGGUUGCAUUGGGGGUACGCCUAAGGGCUGUACGACUUAUCAAAGCUACAACAACAAGAACAUGCCUCCCGAUAUGUGGAGAAUGACAAUCAGGGGGCUUCUUCGCCUCGAUGUCUACGGGUUGGAUGAGAAGGACCAGGAGAUCCCAGGCGCGAUGACCUAUCGACAACUUGGGCUCAAAGAUGUGGUUGGGCAGCUUGAGGAGAGAAGCAAAAAGCGACAUGAUGCUCUUGACGCACUUCAUGCUGCUGGGCACGCACAUGAAGCGGCCCGUGGAGUUAUUUACCCGACUAAGGCUUGUUCUCCAGCAGAGCGCAAUUGUACCAAAGUCCUCGAGACAGCACGCAUUGCACUGGAAAAUCUAGUUAUCGCGUAGGUAGAACAUACGUAGAAAGGUUCAGAAGUUUGAUUAGGGGCUGAGCUAGCCAAAAAAAAAAAGGUCCGGGAGGGGGGACUUAUGAAAGACCUGGAAGAUGAAGUUUUUGUAAGUUCAAGUGAGGGCUGGUGAUUCGGAAGCUUAUAUCUGAGUUGUCAGCACGACCUAAUGCAGCGUUUUCCCUGUUUGCGGAAACUUACUAUUUUAAUCGACGAACUGUUUCGGCAUAUGUUGACAAUACGAUCAUGCCCUGUUCAGAUCAAAGACCGUAUAUUAUCGUGACAUGCCUCGGGAGUGGCAUAUACGACGAACCGGGGGCUGUCGAGCUUAUAAGGUGAACAGUCAUCACCGACAUCAUCGCUAUGCACAACAGACUUGGCCAGUUGGACCUUUCGCAUUGAACCAUUUACCAUUCUCUCAUAAGAUACUGUCCAACCUAUCCUCUAUGUCCAAGUUCCGUCCAAGUUAAGUAAGAAGGCUGAAGGCCUUGUCAAUGCUCAAGCUGCCGUCCAAAUGCCCAACAACCAACGCCUUACAUGCAUGUUAAAAAUACUGGGUAGAAAAAGAUGCAAGACCCCGCCUGAAAAGGCUUUCCAAUUUCUUUAUGCGGAAAUAUGAAAAUUUGUGGUGAAAAGGUGUUCCAGAUCAGACUUGUUCUUGGGCCUCAACCAUGCCAAGAAUAUCGAGCUCGGCACGAACAAGGCUCUCAAACUCCUGGCGAUCAAUACCUGAAGCACGCGAAAGCAUGAACAGGCUUCGAAUACUGCGCGAUACAUGCUGCUUGACACCAAACUCAUUUUGUGUUUGUUUGCCGGCAGAUGCCUCAAGCUUAGCAACUGUUUCCGAGCCGUUGGAACUGGCGCUUGAGGCUGGGCGUGGAUGAAGGAGAGCGGCGUGGCGCUCGGUAUCAUCUCCGUUUUGUGUCGGGCUUGAAUCACUCUUCUCGAUCUCGGCCAAUGUCCACGCGCCCUGUGUCUCAUUAAACUCUGUGGCUUCGGCAGAUUCUUGGGUACGUCCGAGUCCCAGUGGUGGAGCAAUUUGCGCAGCAGCCUCUUCCUCAUCCGGAUCAUGAUUAUCCAUAGCAGGCUGAACACUGUCAUAUUGAGCAAAAUAUGCGUCCUCUGCCGAAGAUGCACGAACACCACCGAUUUGAGAAGUAGAUUUCGAAGGAGGUGCAGGUGACUGUUUCUGCGCUGGUGUCCGGGAUGGAGUUGCAUCGUACCGUGCCCAGUAAUCAUCGUCGUCUUCUUCGUCUUCGUCGUGGCCACUAUGAGGAAUAUGCAAGCUAUUGCCAUGGCCGUGGCCGUGGCCGUUGGCGUCCUUGGCUUGGUUGGUCACCUUCUUUGCCUGUGUUUCUCUGAAUUGUCUCUCGGCCUCUGCGAUGCUGGAUGCUCCCCCAAAUUGCAAGAAAGGUGAGGGUUUGUCUGCUAUAGUGACCUCGCCAACCCUCCAGCCAUCACCUCCGCCCUCAAUAUCCCCAACACAGUAGAUCAACUGGAAGGCCAAACCCAGGGUGGAGAGCGCAACGAGAGCCUGCAGAGUCUCUUCAUCGACCCGACGAAAACGUACCUCUGCAUCAUAAUCCCAGUCGACCUCGACCUCACCCGAUACCGGAUGUGGCUCAAGACUACCGCCUUGGGCGAUCUGAAUCAGCUCAGGUAUUUUUGCCUUGUCGUAACACAGAAGUCGAAUCCAUGGCUCGGUACUUGAUGUAGAUAGAAGCUUGACUCGCUGGCGAAGUAUGGGGGACAAAAGUGGUAGAAUACCGAUCGCAGGUUCGGUAGAGAUAGCAGAUGGUGGGAGAGCAGGCAGAAACGGCGCAAGAAGCUGUGUUGUGUCUGGCGAAGGAAGCUGUGUGGUGGCCAUUGUCAACGUCAGAUUGAGCGCCGCGGGGCCGGACGAGGUGUCGUUAUUGUGGUCGCGUUCUGCACAGUGACAGACGUAUGCGAAAUCGACCGAGUUGAGGGUAUCGUGGGAGGACUGUGUAAAGGAUGUAAUUUUAUGUAUGACUGGAGUAGUCUCGUUGGUCGAAAUCGAGGGCCCAGAGGGUGGAUUGUCAAGACGGAAAGAUGGAGAACAGGAUUAAGCGCUAUGAGACGAAGUAUAUUAAGAGAGUGUCUCUGAAAAUCUGGUAGCACGGGAAGAAGUGAGAUUAAAGUGGGAGGGUUGGUGAAAUAUAAGAGCCGGAGGAGCAUGUGCAUCCGGCAAGAGUUGUCGGCGGUGCGGCACGAGGUAUCAAAGAGGCAAGUGACGUGCCAUACCCAUGCGUGCUUCCCUCCGAGAGAGGUCUCGGAUGUCUCCAAGCUUUGUUCUGGUUGCAGUUUCAAAUGGCCUUAGCCAAUGACGGCAUCGGAGUAGUAGCUUGAGGAGCAGGUUCUCG
Fusarium odoratissimum NRRL 54006 is the source of this 3960-nucleotide messenger RNA. RefSeq lists its product as uncharacterized. The coding region runs from base 159 to 1580 and encodes 473 amino acids. Gene Ontology annotation, molecular function: zinc ion binding; DNA-binding transcription factor activity, RNA polymerase II-specific. Gene Ontology annotation, biological process: regulation of DNA-templated transcription. NCBI's taxonomy places the organism in Eukaryota, Fungi, Ascomycota, Sordariomycetes, Hypocreales, Nectriaceae. The record is from RefSeq and is a predicted model, not a curated record. The transcript has 2 exons.